AGUGUAAGAAAAUGCCCGAUCAGUGCAGUUGAUAAAUGGAGGAUCUGUGUUUGUCAAGGUAGUUUUGUUUACGCGAUAUAUUUCACUCGGAAUCAACUCCCCGUGCGUUUCGUGUGUGUUAAGAGGUAGAUGAAGGAUUUAGGAUGUCCCGCAAUCACAAGGAUAAGUAUGAGAAUGCUAACCCACGCCGGACACAUACUAUCAUGUCCACCGAGGACGCAAACUCCGGAAAGAAAUCUUAUUGGCCGGAGUUGGAGAUAACAGGCAGCAUCAGGAAUCUCAGCCCAAAUGUAUGGCAGCUGACCCACCUUACAGCUCUAUAUCUUAACGACAAUAGCCUACAGAGGAUACCGGCUGAGAUAGCUCGCCUUGCUAGCUUGCGGCUCUUGGAUUUAAGCAGUAAUAAACUACGUAGCCUGCCUGCCGAAUUAGGGGAUCUCAUUUACCUCAGGGAGUUGUUAUUGAACCAAAACUACCUUCGCGUGUUACCGUACGAACUCGGGAAGUUGUUCCAGUUGCAAGUGCUCGGUCUACAUGGUAAUCCAUUGAAUAAGGAGGUGCUGGCACUCUAUGGGGAACCAUCUGGAACUCACAAGCUGCUCUCUUACAUGCUGGACAACUUACAAGUAACGGCGAACAUCCCACCGCAAAGGCCAUGGAUCCCCUUGACGAGGCCCAACAGGACUAGACCAACCUGUAUAUUCACCGUAAUGUGUUACAACGUGUUGUGUGACAAAUAUGCUACAAGGCAGAUGUACGGUUACUGUCCAAGCUGGGCACUGGAUUGGGAAUAUCGGAAAAAAGGGAUACUCGACGAGAUACGUCACUACGCCGCGGAUAUCAUAAGCCUCCAGGAGGUAGAAACCGACCAAUUCUACAACUUCUUUCUACCGGAAUUGAAGCACGACGGUUACGACGGAAUAUUCUCCCCGAAAUCUCGUGCCAAAACCAUGGCGGAAAACGACCGAAAAUACGUAGACGGAUGCGCAAUAUUUUUUCGAACAGCCAAAUUCGUGCUAAUAAAAGAACAUUUAGUGGAAUUCAAUCAGUUGGCAAUGGCGAAUGCUGAAGGUUCGGACAACAUGCUGAACCGUGUAAUGCCCAAGGAUAACAUCGGGCUGGCAGCCCUUCUGAGGACGAAAGAAGCGGCAUGGGAUAACGGUGUACCUUCAGAUCCGGCACAAAUACAGCAGCCAAUAUUAGUUUGCACAGCGCAUAUUCACUGGGAUCCAGAGUUCUGCGAUGUCAAGCUGAUCCAAACUAUGAUGCUGAGUAAUGAAUUACGGUCAAUCUUAGAUCAAACUGGCCAAUCAUUCAGACCUGGACAUAAGCCUGAUUCAUCUAACGUUCAACUACUACUUUGUGGGGAUUUUAAUUCUCUUCCAGACUCAGGAGUUAUAGAGUUUUUAACAUCGGGACGUGUCCCCUCAGACCAUCGAGACUUUAAAGAACUUGCCUACAAAUCAUGUCUCCAGAAAAUUUCCGGUUGCGAUAAACCGAACGAAUUUACACACUCAUUUAAACUCGCAUCUGCUUAUAGCGAGGACAUCAUGCCUUACACAAAUUACACGUUCGACUUCAAAGGAAUUAUAGAUUACAUUUUUUACUCGAAGCAAAGCAUGGUACCGCUCGGACUUCUUGGUCCACUAAGUGCAGAUUGGUUUAGGGAACACAAAGUAGUAGGAUGCCCUCAUCCCCAUGUACCCUCUGACCACUUCCCACUACUGGUGGAGCUAGAAAUGACUCCAACGGUAGGAACCAGCAAUGGUUUGAUCUCACGCAGGUAGCAGCUGCUACGAACUAGGCCCAAGUAACAACUAUGAAAAGUGAAUAAUAUUGAUAAUAAUAAUAAUAUUGAAAUCCCCAUCGCUCCUUCUCUUACAUUCUGGCUCUAGCAAUACAACUUACAGUUGACAACUAUCUACUUUUACAAUUUAUAGUAAAUAUGAAAAAAUACUCCAUAUUGCUGCACAUUCAAACCAACGUCGAUGAAUAAUUUAUAUAGAGACUAGGCUUACGGAGCCAUGUUGUAAUGCGUUUAGCCCAUGUAUAGUGCAUUGCAUUUUUAAGAAGUAACUUUCCCUUAUUAAGAAUAUUGUAAUGUCUAUUGAUUAUCAUAAUAUGUAGAUACCUAUUUUCCUACAAAAAAAAGAUGUUGAAAAAAGUAAGUAUUCCGAUUAAACCUCUGUGAUAUUGACAAAAAAUAAUUGGAACAAUUUCACAUAUUUAUUAACGAGUUAGUAAUUGAUAGAAGAAACUCUAAUCUCUUUUUCUAAAUGUCAUUACAACAUUCUCCAUGCCGACUUUUUGAUAUGAAUGCUGCCAUCCAUUGAAAAAUUGUAUUUUUAAACAAAAGUUAAAAAAAAUAUGAAAACAUACACGCUAUACCGGGCUGUGCGAAGUGAUUGGAGUUGACUUAACAAUUUCAAUACAAGUACAAAUCUGUUCUUAUUGGCCACGUAUAUUGAUAAUGAUAAUUUUAUAAUAUAAGGAAGUAGGUAAUAUAAUAGUAUCAAGUGUAAUUGUAAGUACGAUUAUAUAAAGUAAUGAUGUUUACGUACCUACAAUGGUGUCGCGUAUUUCUGAAUUUCAGUUGAUAUUCAUUUGCCAACGAUCAUUGGGUUCCACUAAUUAUUGUAUAGCAUGCUGUUUACUGUGUGUACGUUGAUUAUUCAGUUGCGUCUCAGGUAUCCCAAUAUAUAUAUGUUAUAUACAUGUAUGUAUAUAUAUCAAGGGAGGCAGAAACCAGACACUCUGUAGCUUUUUGAAUCGUAAAAUAUUUCUUCACAACAGUUUAGGUACUAUUUCAGACUUUAAUAUUUUCUACUAAUACUAUUAACAGCGGUGUACUUUUAGCCCUAGUAAUGGUGAUGGUGAAUGAAUUUACCAUAAAAAUCUCAUUUAUGUUAGGUUUAGAGAAAUCAAUGCCUGUGUAUUUAUUAUGUGUUCUGUCGAUUGUAUUUUUCGUUUACAUUCUUCAGGCGACAGAAAAAUGGUCUUGUAUAUUACAUCAAUCUGAAAAUAACAUCUCUUUGCUAAACUACAGGUUGCAUAAGUCUGCUUGUUAGAAAUGCAGUGUGCUAUAAUCACUUCAGCCAACAUUGGCUACCUUAUCAACUUCACUUUUACAAAGUAAAUAACACCCGACUUAAGUUUUCGAAUGUAAUCAAUCAAAGUCAAUUAAACACAUUGGAAUGAAGUCAAACCAAAUCAAUAUGUUACGCUAUUCAAUUGGGUUGUAUUUCAAAAACAAUUGUAAGUAUGUCAGAAGUAUAUCUAAUAAGUCUAUUUAUGAAUAACAUCGAUGAUCGCGUCAACUUGCUGAAGUACAAUAUCACCCUGUAGUUCUUAAUCACAGAGACACAAUGUUAAAGCUAUGUCAGUAACUUGAACUUCACUUACUACUUGUACUUUUCUUCUACACCUUGGCUGUUAGCGAUAUUCUGUGUAGACACACAUCAUAAUCUUUUUUUGUGCCUAGUACCAAAUCAUGUACUCGGUCUUAGUUGUAUCCAUAGUCCUGCAUGAGUGAAAAUGUUUCAUUUGAUACAUUUUUUGAUGACUUGGGCUCAAAAUCUUAAAAAAAAUACUAAAUUCUUCCAUAUUAGAAAAAGGUUGACACUGUUACUGCGCUAAACUUUUUGUACGUGUUGGAAUAAAAAAAGGAAUAAGGUUUGAGGUCGGGGAAUAAAUUUGAUACCUGCAAUCGUUGAGUGCACGUUGUAGAAGGAAUAUUGGUAAAUUGUAUAAAUUCGAUACUGUAGAUGCGUUGUAAUUUAAUGCAAAUCACAUGCAUAUAUUUCCUCAACGGGCAUAAGAACAAAAAAGCUAUCGUUAAGUUAUAUAACUUAUACUAGAGUGGACAUUGUGCAUAAUUUGCACUUAAAAAUAAUAAUAUUGUCCAUGGAUUGAUUGAAAAAAAUCUAAAACUCUAUAAAUAUUUGGAGUAGGAUAUUGAAUAUAGUUCUGUCCACACCAUAAUUGUAGUAAAUGUUGUAUAAAGUAGGUAAUUGCAUUAUAGUUUUCAUAACAAGAUACGGUUGACACUCUGUAUUGAUAUAUUAAUUCGUUAAGUGUGUGAUGAACAAAGAAAAGAAGAAACCAUUUUCUCUUCGGUGGACUUGAUUACUAUUCGACAUAUAUUAGUCAGUGCUAAUUCAAUUCAGUAUAUCCCAUGUUUACCGCGGUUGCAUUCAAAUUGUACAUCAAAUUACGUUUCGCACACUAUAAGAAUAUUCAUCAUUAGUCUCGUAUCCCAAACAAUGGAAAUGGAAAGUGAUUUACAUUAGUCGCUGAGAAAUCACACCUUCUCCUGUAUGUGUUUGUACAGUUUCUGUGUAUGUCCUUCUUUGUCUUGUUUCCGGCUAAACGUCUGCAUUCUACUGAUACUUAUUACAAUUGCCGAUCCUUUUUUCUUUCAGCUAACACCCUUAUUCUGUUCUGUACGAAAAGGCCUAAACUUUUUCUAGCAUAAUUUAAAAUCAUAAGUUCUCGUGUUGCUGGAUUCAUCGAGCCCCUUUUGAAACGUGACAUUUCUCAAUGCAUUCUAUAGGUAACAACAAGUAUUUCUUUUUCGUGAGUCACUUUAUUAUUGUUUUCUCAAAUGUAAAAAUUUACUAUAUGCUAUACUGACUUAAGAAGUACGUAUUAUAAAACAAUUUGCUCUCGACCAUUUGGAGUAAAAGUAACUUCUUUAUAUAUUUCUGAUUAGUCUUGAGAUUAUGAUGAUUGCAAUCAACGCAAUGUGGUUGUAGAAUUUUAGCACGGUGUUGUUGUAUUGAGAGCGUUAGGUGAAUACUGACGCACAACUAAUGUAUUAUUUCUAUUCUAUCGAGUUUGUUCUAUCCCAAGUUAUUUUAAUACAUGCUAUAUUACAGUAAAUAGGUAGAAUAUUAUUAAUAUAGAAAAACCAGUGCUUUGAAGGUCGAGUAAUCCUUACCGUUUCUCAGAAUAUAGUAAGUCAUGCUUACCUACAGACCGUUCAAUUUUUGGUUCCUCAAGAGUUUUGCAAAUGCGCAUUAUGCCCCUGACAUUAUGAGAACCAAAUAAUUCUCAACAUUGUGAUGUAAGAAUGAUAAAAAACUUGUAUGAAUUAAUAAUUAGACAAUUGAUUCUGACUUUUCAUUUACUAAAUCAUUAAAAUUAAACUUAUCACAAAUAUAACUAUAUAAUAGUAAGGUACGAAAUUUUAGAUGGGGUUUGACGAAUUGUAAAGAAAAAAUUUAUGUAUAAAAAUCAAUGUAUGUUUGCGCGGUAUGUGGUUCAGUGUGAUUUUGUACAAACGACUGGAUUACAAAAUUAUUAAAUGUACAAUGCUGUCAUGAAUGAUGUAUCACCUAUGCCAAGCUUAUGAAACCUAAUAUAUAUAAAAUAUCAUUAAUAUUGGAUUAUCCUUACGUAAGUAAGUUUACUAAGUACCUUUUAAUCUCUAUAAUAAUGGGAUUACAUUCGAACAAACUUAAAAAAUAUGGUUUAAUGCCACCAAUAAUAAUAUGGACAAAUAUGUGACAAAUCAUCCUCCCUCACUAGAAGAACGAAAUCUCCUAAAAGAACCUGUAGUUUAGCAUCUAUUGUAUCAGUUGAAAAGAACUAUUUCAUCACGGUAAAAUUCAAAAAAUUAUCAUGAACUGAGUCAUCUAGAUUACUGGGAACAGUUAGAUCAUAACUACCAAUCCUUGUUGCUGCAAACAUCUCUCCAUAUAUGCAAAUUCAAUCAUGGGCACUCAACAUCAUUCCAUAAUCUACAAUCAGACACGCUCAAAAUCAUAAAUAAGUAAAUGAACAAAUCAAUAAAUGAAUUAGUUCUGAUGUAAUCCCUACAUAUUGAGAUAUGAAAAACAACGUUUGAAAAAAUGAAAUGAGACAAAUUGAAAACGUCGACCAUGGCAUCUUAUUAUGUAUACAUAUUGUAAAGAAUGCGUUUUUGACUGAAAUUUUUUCAAUAUAUCAUUUACUAUAAGCUGCAGGUAUUAUAAGCACACUAAUUGAUUUGUAACAAAGGUCCCGAUCGUCACGAAUUAUAUUUUCAUUAUCAUAUCCUGAGGUGAAAUCUCAAUCAGGUAUGGAAAGAAAAAAUAAUUGGACUAUAUAAUGUGAUUCUUUAAGAUACGCUAUGAUAUUCAUUGGCAACAAUUCUAUUCAUUCCAAAAUCCGUGAUCACGUAUUUCUGAUAUGAAAAAAAUAAUAAAAAAAACUAUCCGCUCAAAAUAACUUUUCCAAGUUUACCCAAUGCUGUAACACGAGAUUGUAAAAAUGGAAAUGAAAUUUGCAUAACUAUUUAUAGUGAUAAGCUGAAAGCAAUAUAACAUAACAACUUCACUUUAUCUAUAAGGUCAAAUGUAAGGUACGAACUACAUAGGAUGAACUUUAAAUUAAUUUUUCCAACAGCAAACAACAUCCAAAAAUAUUGAACUCAGAUAUAGUUGAAUUGAGAGAUAUUCAAUGAGCGCAUUUAGUGAAACAUGUAUAGAGUUGACUAUUAUAAAAUUUUUACUUUGAAUUGAGAAGCUGCAAAUUCACAUUCACAAAUGGUAUUCCUGAUGUUCAAUCAUCCAUGAUUCAAAGUUGAAAAAAUUUGUUAUUCCUAAAGAUGAACUCAUCAGCGUUAUGAAGGUGUGAAGUUUUUGUCGGAAAUAGUUAGCUAUAAAUCCAAACGAUAUCAUUUGAAAAAUCAUUGUCAGAAAUCAUAUUAUCUUACAAAUACUAGGAUAACGCUUUUUCAAUGAAUACUUUGAAUAGCUAUGGUGAUUGCGUUGAGUAACCAUACAUUCAAUGUUAAUUGUAAGCAUUUAUUUAAUAGAAACGUAAUUUGCCACCACUCAGUGACGGUCGAUGGUAUAUAUAGUAGUUAUGCCAUAAAAUUAUAUUUGGUCACUCUUAUUCAAUCAAGUACAGAACAUCUUUAGUAUAGACAAAGAUAAUUCCUGUAUCUUUCUAUUUCUAUCGGAAUAUACAACUGAACUAAUUACAAUUUAUUUCUCUACAUGGGCGUAGCAAUUGUUAGAAAUGAUAAUUCUGUCAAAUUAUCUGUUGCAAUUAUUGUAAAAAAAUGACAAAUUAGAUUAAUUCUGCAUACGUACAUACUUGUGCGCUUGACAAUUAAUUAUAUUAAACCCGCGGCUGUCGACUGAUCCGCAGGUAGCAGUUUUUUGCUAUCUAUCAGGAUGAGCCAACCAGCCUGUAGCUAACAAAGCCAUAUCCAUAUGGCUAUGGCUCUUUGACCACAGCAAAAAUGUGGUUUUGUUAGUCUUAUCAUAGAUCUUAUCAUUGAGUAGAUAUUUACAUUUGAUUGAUUAUUUAGUUGUUUCAAUUCUGAAAGUGAUAUCUUACAACUAAUGAAUUUCAUAUUGGUCGUAAAAGUUACUCCUAAACCUUGCUGCCCAUCUUAGUCUUUACAGUUUAUUUCAAUAGCUAAGUCGAUUUUGGAGCUCAAUAUCUUCAAAACUAUGAUUUAUCUACAUGUUCAAAUACAAUUUGUCAUUAGUCUUACAACCAGGUUUUGAUCCAGUUGUGGAUAGAGACAUAGUUUCGAAUUUUUCAUAGCUACAAACAUUUUUGGCAUCAUAUUCAAAUCACUAUAUUGUACAAAAGUGAGAAAUCUAAUUUGUUGAUCAGGUCUCAUCAUAGCAUUGUAUUUGUUUAAAUCAUGAGUAAACGCAUUAUUGAUAUUACUCAAUUGCAGUUAUUAUACUUGGCUUUAAUCAUUUGAUUGAUUUGUGAUGUAUUCUAUUCGCCAUUCUAUCAUCUAUCAUUGCAUAAACAUAAUUGAAUGAGAACAGCAUUUAGACGCAAACACCAAUUAGAUACAUAGAAAUUAAAGUUAUCUAUUAGCAUGUGUGAUCAGUUGUCAACACCUUCUGAGAUAUUGAUAUCCAUAUAUGCUUUGAGAGAAAAGUAUCGUUAUUUUAUCGUUAUAAAUUCCGAACUGCACAGAAUUUAUACCCUAGCUUUUAUGAAUAAAAUAGAAUUCUAUCUUGCAAAAUGCAACCUCAUAACUAUGCGAGACCUGAUUGAAAAGUCAAGGAAAGUGUGUGCACAGGUGUGUAAAAAAAAGGAUGUGGGUGGCAAGACUAUGUAGAAUUAUAUUACGUUUGAAUGAUCUGUCGGUUUACACUAAAGUAGCCCUGUAUGUCUUUUGAUUUGAUAUCCAUUUUAGGGUGACUUGUACUUUGUUUUUUUAUUGAAAAUGCAAUCAUUACAUAUGGGCUGCGUUUGCAUUAAGAUCGAAUGUAAGAAGUAUCAGCUAAUAAAAGUAAAUGGAAAAUCUUCAA
Messenger RNA from Athalia rosae (coleseed sawfly), 8270 nucleotides. It is a transcript of the gene twin, whose product is annotated as CCR4-NOT transcription complex subunit 6-like. Gene Ontology annotation, molecular function: poly(A)-specific ribonuclease activity; protein binding. NCBI's taxonomy places the organism in Eukaryota, Metazoa, Arthropoda, Insecta, Hymenoptera, Athaliidae. The coding region runs from base 144 to 1787 and encodes 547 amino acids. Gene Ontology annotation, biological process: nuclear-transcribed mRNA poly(A) tail shortening. The transcript has 10 exons. Gene Ontology annotation, cellular component: nucleus; cytoplasm; CCR4-NOT complex. The record is from RefSeq and is a predicted model, not a curated record.